GGCGGGAUUUGUAUUGUCGUUUGUUCCGGGAUCACAAUGCAGCUCCGGGGAGCUAAACAUCUUUUACAUAUAACUUUAUAUUUUUAAAUUAAUAUUAUUUUUUUGUGGAUAACAUUUGAGCUGAAAAGUGCCACAAUGGGGUUACUAACAAUUUUGAAGAAGAUGAAGCAGAAGGAACGCGAGAUGAGGCUGCUCAUGUUGGGUUUGGAUAACGCGGGGAAGACCACCAUCCUGAAGAAGUUCAACGGAGAGGACGUCACCACUAUCUCUCCUACACUGGGCUUCAACAUCAAAACACUGGAGCACAGAGGAUUCAAAUUGAAUAUCUGGGAUGUAGGUGGUCAGAAAUCGCUGCGCUCUUACUGGAGGAACUACUUUGAGAGCACAGAUGGGCUGGUGUGGGUGGUCGACAGCGCAGACAGACUCAGACUGGAGGACUGCAAGCAGGAGCUCAGUGUACUGCUGCUGGAGGAGAGGUUAGCAGGGGCAACGCUGCUGGUGUUUGCAAACAAGCAGGACUUACCAGGAGCUUUGUCCUCAGAAGCAAUAAGAGAGGCUUUGUCUCUGGAUAAGAUCAAAAGUCAUCACUGGUGUAUCAUUGGUUGCAGCGCAGUAACAGGAGAAAACCUGUUAACUGGAGUGGACUGGCUUGUAGACGAUAUCGCUGCAAGAAUCUUCACCACAGACUGAGUUUGGCUUCAGUCAACAACCGCUACCUGUCUGAUGUCAGCUCUAACUUUGUUCUGAUAUGUGCCAUACAGGCUUCCAUCUUUUUCUCUCCAAUAUUUAAUAAAGAGCAUCGUGCUGCUAACAUCUGGGCAUAUAUAUUGUCUUCAAGUACACUCAACAUGAUUAACCUCAGAUAACCCAGUAGUAGUUUGCUAUGAUUUGUUAUAUUGCACUAAGUGCAGUUCAAAUUCCCCAAAACUUUCUUCAGUAUUGAUGAACACAAAAUAUAAAUGUACACAAAGAUUUUUUUAUUGGUUCAGUAGUUUCUCCUGGUUCUAAUAUGUUAUUAAAUGAAUUACUAAAUGCU
Melanotaenia boesemani (Boeseman's rainbowfish) is the source of this 1036-nucleotide messenger RNA. RefSeq names its product ADP-ribosylation factor-like 2 (gene arl2). The transcript is spliced from 5 exons. Bases 136 to 690 code for a protein of 184 amino acids. Gene Ontology annotation, cellular component: microtubule cytoskeleton; cytoplasm. Gene Ontology annotation, molecular function: GTPase activity; GTP binding. The record is from RefSeq and is a predicted model, not a curated record. Gene Ontology annotation, biological process: protein folding. Lineage: Eukaryota; Metazoa; Chordata; Actinopteri; Atheriniformes; Melanotaeniidae.